This is a messenger RNA of Hibiscus syriacus, 1201 nucleotides long. Its product is annotated as NDR1/HIN1-like protein 13. Lineage: Eukaryota; Viridiplantae; Streptophyta; Magnoliopsida; Malvales; Malvaceae. The record is from RefSeq and is a predicted model, not a curated record. Gene Ontology annotation, cellular component: plasma membrane.
UUGGUUCGAUGGAAUAGUCAUUGCAUUACGAGUUGAUUCAGUGUGCCAAAGCAAUGUAACCGUUUAGUUCGCGGGAAAAUAUUAUCAUUAAUUUGUUUGUUUCUUUUAUGGAAAGUGCAAUGGUUAUUGUAGAGGAAAGUGACUUUAGUGAUUAAGAUUACAGUCAAUUUACACGCCCCUGUUUUAAUGAAAUCCGGAUAUUUUCCCCCCUAAACCGCGUAAAUCUUUAGUAUUUAAACCUCUGCUUUCUGUCUCUGACAAUCAAAACACUGAACUGCCGCUUUCUCCAUCUUUCUUCUUAUAGGAUCUACUGAGUUAACAUCGCGAUGGCCGAACGAGUCCACCCGGCCGAUUCUCCACCCACCUCCGGCGAAUACCCAACUUCAAAAGCAGCAACUUCGUCCCCCGAGAAACCUGCUCCACAACCUGGAACUUACGUCAUCCAAAUUCCCAAGGACCAAAUCUACCGCGUCCCUUCUCCGGAUAACGCGCGCCGCUAUGAGCAUCUAUCCAAACGGAAGGCUCGUCGGAGUAGCUGUCGCAGCUGCUGUUUCUGCUUGUUGAUUACCGUCAUCGUCCUACUCCUCGUAUCCGCCAUUGCUGCCGCGGUGAUUUACUUCGUUUACAAGCCCGAGUCUCCAAAUUACUCCGUCGAGAACGUUGUCAUCAAGGGAUUCAACUUGAAUUCAUCAUCUCCGAUCUCUCCUGAAUUCGACAUCACCGUCCGGGCACACAACCCCAACGACAAAAUUGGCAUUUACUACGAUAAAGGCAGCUCCGUUGAAGUUUACUACGAAGACAUUAACCUCUGUAGAGGCGGGUUGCCAGCUUUUUACCAGCCGACGAAUAACGUAACGGUGUUCAAAACAGCUUUAAAGGGCUCUGCAAUUGAACUAACAAACGGCGCGCUUAGGGCUCUUUCCGACCAGCAAAACAAGAGAGCGGUGCCGUUUCGUUUGAAGCUGAGAGCGCCAGUUAAGAUCAGUGGGUCCUUUAAGACGUGGAAAAUUAAUGUUAAAGUGACGUGCAAGAUUACGGUGGACAGGUUAACGGCGGCGUCCAGGAUUGUAUCAAAGGAUUGCGAUUAUGGAGUUGAUCUCUGGUAAAGAUUGUAGCAAUUGGUACAGUUAGAGUGUUUGGUUGCAGGGAUAGUGCGCCAUGAAUGUAAUAUUUUAUUCUAUAUACAUAGUAGUGGCAUACA